Messenger RNA from Penicillium brevicompactum, 327 nucleotides. RefSeq names its product LysM peptidoglycan-binding domain-containing protein. The record is from RefSeq and is a predicted model, not a curated record. The transcript has 2 exons. The coding region runs from base 1 to 327 and encodes 108 amino acids. NCBI's taxonomy places the organism in Eukaryota, Fungi, Ascomycota, Eurotiomycetes, Eurotiales, Aspergillaceae.
AUGGUCUGCAUCCGAUCUUUCUGCAUUUUGGGACUCGCUUCCAUGGGCACUGCCAGCGCCAUUGCGAGAGACGUGGUUCACGAAAACAUCGACAUACUGGCAAGGCAGACGCAAGAAUCGACUCCCCCCGCCAAAGAAGCGUAUUGCCUUCAAAACUAUUCCAUCAGUAUUGGAGAUACUUGCUGGGAUAUCAUUGCCCGGUUCAAUAACCAGUUCACGAUCGCCGAGCUUCUGUGCUGGAACUCGGAAAUCAACCCAAGUUGCUCCAACCUCAUCCCCGGUCGCAAUCUCUGCGUCGCAGUCGGUGCUUCCGCCCCCCAAUGCUAG